AUGACGAAAAGAAAUAAUAAAUCGCUUUCCAAAAAUAAGGUAUAUAUCCUGGCCGUUUCCGGUGGUUCCGAUAGCAUGUUUUUGUUAGAAAAGUUGCGCGGUGAGGGAUAUAAGUCAGUGGUCGCUCAUGUCAAUUAUAAAAAAAGGGAAAAUAGCGAUUAUGAUGAAGAAUUAGUGAAAGAUUAUUGCCAAAAAUAUUCUUUAUCUUGUGAAAUUUAUCAAGUAAAAGGCUCUGAGUAUAGUUCAGUUAAUAAUUUUCAAAGUAGAGCCCGCCAAAUUCGCUAUGAUUUUUUCCAAAAAAUAGCCGAUAAGUAUCAGACUAAAUAUAUAGUGGUAGCUCACCAUUUAGAUGACCAUUUAGAAACUUAUUUAUUCCAAAAACAACGAAAAUCAUUACAGAUUUGCCAAUAUUUAACUAAAAAUAAAAUAGAUUAUGCGGUUGAUUUUACUAACCAAUUACCAAUUUAUCAGCGCAAUAUUAUUCGGCAGAAAUUAGAUAAUUUAAGUAAAGAAGAAAAAAAAAACCUUGAAAAAGAAGUUAAGGAAGAAAACAGAGAAUUGAGAAAAACCAAAAAACUAGUUAAAACUAUUACCAAAAAACUAGUUAUUUCUCCUUCUAUGCUUGAACUUGAUAGAGAGGUUAAAUACUUACCAGAGCGAGGAGCAAAGGUUCCAAAAGGGGUACUGUUAGUUGGACCACCCGGUAAUGGUAAAACUCUAUUAGCUAAGGCAUUGGCUGGAGAAUGCCAUCUGCCUUUUUUAUUCCGUUCUGGUUCCGAAUUUGAGGAAGCAGUAGUUGGGAUGGGAGCUCGCCGCAUGCGAGAACUUUUUCAUCAGGCUCGUAGUUAUCCCCAGGGCUGUAUUGUUUUUAUUGAUGAAAUUGAUGCGAUUGGUCGCAAAAGAUACUCCACUACUAGUGUUAGCCAUGCAGAGCAAACUUUAAACCAGUUGUUGAAUGAGUUGGAUGGCUUUCAUCCUCGGGACAAUAUUGUCAUCUUAGCAGCCACCAAUUCUUUAAGAGUUUUAGAUAGUGCUCUUUUAAGACCAGGUCGGUUUGACCGUCAAAUUUUUAUUCCUCUCCCUAAUUUGAAAGGACGACGGGAGAUUAUUAGACUUUGUGUUAGAAAGUUAGCAAUUAAAUCCGAUGUUGAUUUAGAGGAAAUUGCUGCCAUGACUAAGGGAUUGAGUGGGGCUCAAAUCGCUAACAUAUUUAAUGAAGCCUCUAUUUUGAGUAUUCGCCAUAAUAAAAGAUUUAUUGAUUAUGAAAUGAUUUUUGAGGCUUAUGAUCGAACCUUAAUGGGUCCUUCCUUGACAAGUCAAACCCUAACCCCCGCCAAAAAAAAAAUAGUGGCCUACCAUGAGGCUGGGCAUGCGGUGAUUGGCAUGAUUGAUUUAUAUGGCGAAAGUGAUGACGACUACUUAAUUAAUAAAAGUCAAAUGCUGGCUCAGGUUAUGUCUUCGUUGGGAGGUCGAGCCAGUGAAGAAUUAGUUUUUGGUCUAGAAUAUAUUACUGUGGGGGCUUACAGUGAUUUCAAGCGAGCCUCUGAAAUUGUUCGUAGUUUAAUUUUUCGUUAUGGAAUGUCAGAUUUAGGAAUUGUUCCUACCCAAGAGUCUUUUUUUUCUGGUGAAGAGAUACCGCUCGAAUUACCCGAAACUGCCAAGCAAAAAAUUGAGAAAGAGCGGGAAAAAAUAAUGAACCAGUCCAAGUUAGAGAUAAUAAGCACUUCAAUUUUUUAUGUUUUAUCCCAAAUUAUUUGGACUCAACUGUUUGGACUACUUAAAUUGAGAGAAUUUGUUUUCAAUCGCUUUAAUCCUAGUAGUUGGCAAGGGUUGAGUGCUAGUAGUCAAUUGUCUUUUACCCUUCCUUAUUAUAUAGUUAUCGCUAUUGUUGCGGCUAUUAUUCACACUUAUGGGUAUAGUUUAAUUUUCCAAGCUCAAGCUACUCCGGGCGGUUUAGAAAUUUUUACUUCUCAUUUUUCUUCUCGCGAAGGGAAAAAGAAAAUUUCAAUUAGUUCACUGAUGAAAAUAUUCGGACUAGUUAUUAUCUUUGCAGUUACUCUCUUUAAUUUUACCAUGGUAGAAGGUGAUGCCAAAAUGAGAAAAAGUCUGCUGUUAAAGGAAAUUAAAGAGCAAAAAGAAAAAUUAAGCGAAAAAGGACUUAAAAUAGAAGAGAAACAAAACAUUCAAAGAAUUUUUGCAAUUAGGGAAAAAAAUCGUUCGCUUACUAUUCUUUUCAGAAACAAAACUGGGUUCCAGCAAUUAGAAGACUAUCCUCAGGAAAUAUAUUACUAUUUAGCACCAGACGAGGAAAGGGGGGCAAAAUUAGAAGCAGAGAAAGAAAAAAUUGAGAAAAAAAUAGGCAAGGCUGAAGGAGAAAAAUUAGCCAAAAAACUCCGCCGUAAGAAUGAUUUAGAGAACAGAAUUAAUGAACUCAAAAAGGAGCAGCAAAGAAGUAUCUUCCCGAAGUAUUUAAGUUAUAUUACUAAUAAUGAACGACUGUGA
Molecule: messenger RNA, 2502 nt
Organism: Funneliformis geosporum
Lineage: Eukaryota; Fungi; Glomeromycota; Glomeromycetes; Glomerales; Glomeraceae
Source: the annotation of a GenBank genome assembly